UUGAAUUUCUUUCUUCCCCCAAAUCCUCUGAUUUGCGCUCUAGGGUUUUAGGCGGAGACAAUUUCUCCGAUUAACUUGUUUACUGAUUGCGGUUAUAAAUUCAAUCAAGUGAUUUGAGAUCUGGGGCGCUGAGUUUUCCUGCUUUUUUGUGAUUUCCAAGCGAUUUUUUCAAAGGUGGUUUCUUUUGCUUUUUAAAUCUGUUAUCCCAUAAUACUGAUUUGCAGCUGUCCCAUUGUUCGGUUUCCGAAUCAUUUUUAUAGUAGUUAAUUUGCACUUGGAUUCAGAAUGUACUUGUAUGGGUGAGUUUGAUAUUGUAUGGCAAGCAUAAUUUAGUGGAAUGUUUACUGCCCGUUUUUUCAGAAAUGUAGUUGCUCAAGAGUUCAUUUAGCUCGGGGUUCUCAUUUGUAGCUGAUCAGUUUAAAAUUGUAUGAAAUGAGGUUGAAAUAUCACGUGAAAUCAUUUACAGUCAUUUAUUCACAUUUCCGCAGUUAACUUGGGACGAAGAUCAACACCUAUCUAUAAGUACAAAGUUGAAACAGUUAGAGCUACAAGAAGAUGCUGCAGAUUCGGCUGAGUAAACCAGUAAGUGAAAGCGUUGGUGCGAAUGUGAAACCUUCGUCUGUAGAUACUGUCACAGUUGCAUGUCCCGAUCAUCUUGUCUUAGCUGAUCUUCCUGUGGCCAAAAGUCUCGGUUUGCCAUGUUCAGCUGCUGUUAUCAAGAAUGUUGGUCGGAGGUCUCGUCGGCAGCUUGGUGAGCGCGUUCAUUUUUGUGUCCGGUGUGACUUCCCAAUUGCUAUCUAUGGGCGUUUGAGCCCCUGUGAGCAUGCCUUCUGUUUGGACUGUGCUAGAAGCGAUUCCCUUUGCUACCUAUGUGAUGAACGCGUUCAAAAGAUUCAAACUAUCAAAAUGAUGGAAGGAUUAUUCAUAUGCGCUGCACCUCACUGCCUCAAGUCCUUCUUGAAGAGGACUGAAUUCGAGUCGCACAUCCGUGGGGCCCACGUUGACCUCAUUAACCCCAACUGGGAAAAGGAAGUGAACGAGUCAUCAGAGGCCAUAAGCUCCCGGAAAGCCUCGGCUUCUGAGACUACAGUUCAGGCGCCUUUAAAGCCGGUUUUUUCUCCCCAUUUGAAUUCUCAGGUUAACGAUCAUGAAGACAAAAACCAGCAGCGUCCUCCGAAUAGGGACCCACCGCUUUCCAGGCCUGCCAUGCAGCUGAGGCCCAUGCCAAAUUUUUCCGGUCAAGGCCCAAAUCAUCCAUCAGAACAACAUCCCCGGACUAGUAAUCAGUUGCACGGGUUUGAUAGGGCUGCUACACAAAACCGUCAGGACUCGGGACAGGGCUCGAUGCUGGGCUACCCUCCACGGCCUGCUGGGCCCAUUACCUUCCCACCAAAUUACCAUCAGCCGUGGAAAAUGGGCCCUGCUACCGUGCCUCUGGAGCCUCCCUUGGGGCCCACAGAUGGGUUUGUGAAUACCGACCCGCAAGGCAGAGGAUUCUUUCAGGGUGAUUUCGGGCAUAAUACGGUUAAUAUGCCUUUUAACGCCCCUCAAAUGGCGGCAAGUACAAGUGUUGAGCAGGGGCAAGGCAGGAAUUUUGUGGACCCGACAGUUGUGCUGCCACCUCAGCUGGGUCAGAUGCAAAGAGGGAGGUCGUAUUCGAGUGAUGGCAAUAGUAGUAAUAAUAGCAAUCACGAUGCGCCACCCGGUACUGGCCUUGAAAUUUCGUUGAUGAAAUGCACUGCAAGAGCCAAGUACAACAACUGCUUUUGGCACUCUAGGGGCGUGCUUGAUCCCCACCAAAUCCUCCGCCUCGAUGACGCCGGCAAGCUCCACCAGCAGCUCGGUUUCCCCCGUGGCCGCAAAGUCCUCAAAUCCAUCCUCCGCCACCCACUCAUCUUCCAGACCUACCGCCACACCGACAACAAGAUGUGGCUAGGGUUUACAGACCUCAUGGACCGGCUGCUAAUCGAGGAACGGCAAAUCGCCGACGAAAUGGAGCCCCAAAGGGUCGCCGUCGUCCGUAAACUACUGAUGAUGUCCGCUAACAAUAGAAUCCCCCUCAGCAAAAUCUACCACAACCGUGCCCUUUUCGGAAUUCCAGAGGAUUUCAGGGACCGGGUUGCAAAUUACCCCGAUUUCUUCCGAAUCAUCGUCGAGGAAGAUGGCAAGCGCAUUCUUGAAUUAGUCGACUGGGACAGCUCGUUGGCCGUGAGUUCUUUAGAGAAGGAGUUCAUGGCCGAUGAGGAUAAGGCGAAACGAGCUUUCCGGUUUCCCUUGAAACACGUCAAGUCAUUGGAGCUCGAUUUAGACGACGAGCGAAAAUUGAACGUGCUAAACUCGUUGCCUUUGGUCUCGCCUUACUCGGACGGGAAAAAGCUCGAUUAUUGGACUUUGGAAGCCGAGAAGUAUCGUUGUGGGGUCGUGCACGAGUUCUUGAGCUUGACAUUGGAAAAAAGGGCUUACAUUCACAACAUUGUGGAGUUUAAGGAUGAGUUGAGCCUCACGAGACGUACGUACGAAAUGCUCUUGAAGCAACCGAGCACGUUUUACUUGGGUGGGACGAAGAUGAAUUGGUGUGUUUUCUUGAAAGAUUGUUAUAAUGAGGAUGGUGAGCUCGUCGGUAAGGAUCCACAAGUGGAGUUCAACGAGAGGCUUUACGAGUAUGCCGACAUGGAAGAAUUGGAGUCGGACGAUUGA
Molecule: messenger RNA, 2697 nt
Organism: Striga asiatica
Lineage: Eukaryota; Viridiplantae; Streptophyta; Magnoliopsida; Lamiales; Orobanchaceae
Source: the annotation of a GenBank genome assembly